Grammomys surdaster is the source of this 646-nucleotide messenger RNA. It is a transcript of the gene Dynlt2b, whose product is annotated as Tctex1 domain containing 2. Gene Ontology annotation, molecular function: dynein intermediate chain binding. The record is from RefSeq and is a predicted model, not a curated record. The coding region runs from base 111 to 548 and encodes 145 amino acids. Gene Ontology annotation, cellular component: cytoplasmic dynein complex; cytoplasm. The transcript has 5 exons. Gene Ontology annotation, biological process: microtubule-based movement. NCBI's taxonomy places the organism in Eukaryota, Metazoa, Chordata, Mammalia, Rodentia, Muridae.
CACAUGUCACGUGAGCGACCCGUUGCCCUAGCGACGCGCUCCUGGAUCUUCGGCCGCUGGCAGCCGGUUGGCCCUGCUAGGGAUCAUCUGCUGGAUCCACAAGCAGGGAUAUGGCUGUGUCCUUCCUCGGCCAGUCCUUAAUGGCCGGGCCCUCCGAGGGCUUGUCUGAGGUCGACAAGAGCUCGGGGGAGCCUGAGAACACCUAUAUUCUGAGGCCCAUUUUCCAGCAAAGGUUUAGACCCUCUGUGGUUAAAGACUGCAUCCAUGCUGUGCUCAAGGAAGAAUUGGCAGGCGCUGAAUAUUCUCCAGAUGAAAUGCCUCAACUCACAAAACAUCUAUCAGAAAUGAUUAAAGAUAAGCUAAAAGAAUUGGGAUACGACCGGUAUAAAAUGGUGGUACAAGUGGUGAUUGGAGAACAGAGGGGUGAAGGAGUAUUCAUGGCUGCUCGCUGUUUCUGGGAUGCAGACACAGACAACUACACUCACGAUGUUUUCAUGAACGACAGCUUAUUCUGUAUUGUGGCAGCAUUUGGUUGUUUCUACUAUUGAAUCUUUGGAAAGUGACUGACUUCGAGGAAACCUUAACUUUUUUAUAUUGUUAAAUUUCCUGACCAAAUAAAAAUAAGUUGGCACUUUGGUACCUAAAA